AUGGCUGUCGAAAAUAGCGCAAAUUUUCACAGCUUACACUGUGAAGCUUCUCUUUACGAGUUUUAUAAAAUGAUUCGUUUCGUUUCAUCGAAAACAUCAGUUAAAAUAAUGGAUACAAUACAGAAUCCGGCUGUCCCAUUUAAUUUACCCAUUCCUAAUGGUAUGUGUGUUGGAAAAAUGAUAACAGUACAAGGGAUGGUGCCUUCAAUAUCUGAAAGGUUUGCAGUUAAUUUAUUAAGUCAUUCACAUGAUAUUGCACUUCAUGUCAGCCCCAGAUUUAAAGAAAAGUAUAUAGCAAGAAAUAGCGUUCAGAAUAUGAAUUGGGGACCAGAGGAAAACAAUGGAGCACUCACAAUGUUUCCAGGGCAAGGUUUUGAAAUUAUUAUUCUAUGUGAAGAGUACGAUUUCAAAAUUGCUAUUCAAGGACGUCAUUUUGCAGAAUUCAAACACAGACUUCCUUAUAAAUGGAUAACAAAUAUUGCAGUCGAUGGAGAUGUAAUUGUACACAAUGUUUACUUUAAAGAAACAAAUAACAAUCAAAUGAAUAACAAUAAUCCCAAUACUAUGCCAUAUGGAUUUCAUCAACCUGCAGGUAUUCCCUCCCAAUUGAAUUCUGGUGGUAUGCACCCUCAGAAUCCACAAUAUAACAAUAAUCCAGGCUUAGGAUUUAAUUCUGGUUCGGGACCUCAGUAUCCUCAAGGUUCCCUUUAUCCUCAGCAGCCGAAUUAUGGACAGAUGAAUAAAAAUUCGAAUACUUUUGGUCAGACCAAUGGGAAACCUGAUUUUUUGAGACAAGCUGCGGGAACUUUAGUCGGAAUACUAGGAGGCGGAGGGUGUUCGGGAUUAACCAGAGGUCAAAGAGCUCCGCCGCCACCUCCGCCUGCACCGACAGCUCAAAAUUACUCCUCAAUAUUGGAUCAAGCCGGAUCGGCUUUAUCGGGAAUUUUAGGUGGUCGAGGGUUAGGAACUUUAGGAACCGCCAUUGCAGGGGCCGCUCUUACUGGUCAUUUAAACCCGAUCAAAGCUGUGAAAAAGCAAAAAAAAGCUCAAAAAAAAGCACUUAAAUACGGUCUUCCAUUGGCAGGAGUGGGUCUCGGAGCUUAUGCUAUACAUAAAGGUUUCAAAGGUUUUCGACGAAGUUCGAGUAGUAGUAGUAGUAGUUCUAAUAGCGAUUAA
This is a messenger RNA of Pediculus humanus corporis (human body louse), 1176 nucleotides long. Its product is annotated as galectin, putative. Gene Ontology annotation, molecular function: carbohydrate binding; galactoside binding. The transcript has 10 exons. The record is from RefSeq and is a predicted model, not a curated record. The coding region runs from base 1 to 1176 and encodes 391 amino acids. Lineage: Eukaryota; Metazoa; Arthropoda; Insecta; Psocodea; Pediculidae.